AUGAUUUACUUCCUGGACACGAACCCGCGGUCGGAAUCCUGGGCCGGCUUUGCCUUGUCCUGCAUGCGAUACAAUUCCUACCCCGCAAUCCUGCAGACCGCGAUCCGACAAGUGUUCUACUGGGCCACCGCGACGAUCAAGAUUGAGAAGUGCGAGGUCAUUCCUUUCGCACUGUUUGACGUGUUGGACGGAAACACACCGGAGGAUUACGUGGCACGGGUGGAGCCCAGCGAGACCGGGGGAAGGAAAAUGGCAAAAGCUCUCGUGGAAAAAUUGUAUCCGGAGAUGAGAGGCGAAAAAAGCGAGACUAGCAUGAUCACUCAAGAUUCUGAGCACGAGGACGCAGAUUCUCAACAGAACACACUGGCAACCGCAUUGGGCGCUCCAACGCCACAGUUCAUGACAAGGAGCAGCAGUGUCAAUGAUGAUGUUGAAAAAACGCAGUUUAUUCAGCCCCCUGGCAUGGGUUCUUGACAAACGAU
This is a messenger RNA of Amoebophrya sp. A120, 482 nucleotides long. Lineage: Eukaryota; Dinophyceae; Syndiniales; Amoebophryaceae. The record is from the annotation of a GenBank genome assembly.